This is a messenger RNA of Quercus robur (English oak), 2149 nucleotides long. RefSeq names its product protein TPR3-like. Gene Ontology annotation, biological process: regulation of DNA-templated transcription. The record is from RefSeq and is a predicted model, not a curated record. The coding region runs from base 1 to 1908 and encodes 635 amino acids. Gene Ontology annotation, molecular function: protein binding. The transcript has 15 exons. NCBI's taxonomy places the organism in Eukaryota, Viridiplantae, Streptophyta, Magnoliopsida, Fagales, Fagaceae.
AUGGAUUCAUUUGGUGGUACUUGGAGGUUUUUGAGGCAAAAAAUGGGCUUUCUGGGAAUGUCUACACUAAAUGAAGAGCUUGUCUUCUUAGUCUUGCAGUUUUUGAAAGAGCGAGGUUAUAAUGAAACUGCACAUACACUUGAGCGUGAAAGUGGAUUUUACUUCGACAUGAAAUAUUUGGAGGAUAUGGUGCUUAGGGGGAAAUGGGAUGAGACUGAGAUGUAUCUUUCUGGUUUCACACAUUUCAGCUGCAAUACUAUCUCCGAUGUUUGUUUAUGGAUCAGGGCGCAGGAAUAUUUUGAGGCAAUUGAAAACAAUGAUAGUGACAAGGCUUCAGGUAUACUCAUGAACAAUUUGAAGGUUCUUGCCUCGCGUCGUAAGGGCCUGUUUGAGUCAAUGGAACAACUUUUUAAAUCUGAAAAUAAAAAGGAACAUAUAUUGUAUUCUCAAUAUAAGGGUACAGAGGUUGGAAGGACACUGACAAUGGAUCAUGUCAAGAAAGAUAUUGGGGCAGAUUCUCUUCUCAGUGGCAAACUGAAGUUUCCUAUCAACCAAAGUAACAGGUUAUCCAAUCUCAUUAUACAAAGCUGGAAAUGGCAGCAUCGACACUGUAUACAUCCAAAUCCAAUUAUAAAUACCCUUUUUGUGGAUCAUGUUUGUCAACCACAAUACAACUUGUCAAUCGCCCAACCAGCUGUGAAGAAAUCAAUUGCAACAUCACUUGUCACUUAUCCUGGUCAAAGUCACAUCUCAGUGCCCAUACCAGAUGACAUUCCCAAGACUCUUGCAAGGACACUGAACGAGGAAUCAUCUCCAAUGAGCAUGGAUUUUCAUCCUGUUUUGCAAACUCUUCUGCUAGUUGGAACAUGUGCUGGAAGCAUAGGGCUGUGGAAUGUAAGUUCUGGGAAAAAAUUUCUUUCAGUAAAUUUUAAGGUUUUGGAUAUUGGAGCGUGCUCAACAACAUUCAAGGAAGCUCUACUGGAAAAUCCACUCGUUUCUGUCAAUCGUAUCAUGUGGAGUCCUGAUGGUUUGUUCUUUGGGGUUGCAUAUUCAAAGCAUAUUCUGCAAGUAUUUUCUUAUUCUGGUGGACAUAAAGUGUGGCUGAAAUUGGAGACUGAUGCUCAUGUUGGUAACGUAAAUGAUCUCGCAUUCACUGUCCAUCACAGGCAACUGUUGGUCAUAACCUGUGGAAGUGACAAUAAAACUAAGGUGUGGGAUGUGCAUGAUGGUACCAAUGUUUUUACUAUUGGUGAUCAUGGUGCUGCUGUGUAUUCUGUCUGUCCUCAUACCAAGAAAGUUUUUCAUUAUGUCUUCUCAACAUUCGUGGAUGGCAAAAUGAAGGGAUGGCUAUAUGAUAAUGAUAAUAAUUUUGUGAUAGCUGUAUUUGAUUAUGAUACGCCUGGUCUUGGAUGCACAAAACUGGCUUACAGUACUGAUGGGGAAAUUAAUGUUGCUGUCAUGGAAUACUUUGCUAGGUUGUUUUCAUGUGGGACCAAUAUAAAUGGACAGUCCUUCCUUGUUGAAUGGGAUGAAAGUGAAGGAACGAUAAAGAGAACUUACCAAGGACUUACUCAAAAUUCCUUUUCUGUUGUGCAUUUCGAUACAACCAAGAACCAGUUUUUAGCAGCCGGUGACAAUCACAUUAUUAAAUUUUGGGAUAUGGACAAAGUUGAGCUUCUGGGAGCUAUUGAUGUGAAGGGAGGCCUGCCUGAAAAACCACAUAUUCGCUUCAACAAGGAGGGAACAUUAUUGGCUAUUUCUGCAAAUGAAAACAGAAUCAAGAUCUUGGCAACAGAUUGUGGUCUUCAGUUGUUGCAAACUCCUGAAAAUGGUGCUGGAGUGCCUCUCAGUUACAUUGUUUACCCGCUUGCUAUGGCUGCAUAUCCACAAAAUCCAACCCAGUUAUAAAGUUGGCCGAGUUAAGGAGAUAGGGAAAGGAAGAGAAGGAAACGUGACUAGCACUAAAUUGGGUAUAUUCUUAGCCACCUUUCUUUCUACUCUCUUUCUUGACCAAAUAUUAAAACAUACCUAAAGAAUGUACUUGUGUAGAUAAAUGGACUUACAUACACUUACUAGUUAGCUAUGAUCCCCAGAUAAUAUACCAGCUGUGAAACCUGGGCAUUUAUAUCUAUAGAUAUUAAGCAUCGAU